This is a messenger RNA of Lepisosteus oculatus (spotted gar), 4030 nucleotides long. The record is from RefSeq and is a predicted model, not a curated record. NCBI's taxonomy places the organism in Eukaryota, Metazoa, Chordata, Actinopteri, Semionotiformes, Lepisosteidae.
UCCCCUCUCCCUGGCGAAAAGUCCCGGGACAGACUGCGAGCUCUCAGUGCAGGAGCUGGAGCUCUGGCGAGCAGCAGGGAGAGACGGAGACGGAGAGAGAGAGAGACAGAGAGAGACAGAGAGACGGAGCGAGAGACAGAGAGAGACAGAGAGACGGAGCGAGAGACAGAGAGAGACAGAGCGACGGAGCGAGAGACAGAGAGAGACAGAGCAGAACAAAGGGAGUGUGCAGAAGGCAGCGGAGAAAGAGCGAAGGAGUGAAGAGAGAGCCCCAGGGAGAGGGAGGAGGUGAGGUCCGGGGAAGAGCAGAGAGAAGAGCCGGGGGAGCGGGCCCCGGGGCGGAGAUGGGGCCGCUGUGGCGCUCCUGCCUGCUGGCGUCCCUGCUGUGGCUGGCCGGCGCCGGCCAGGCCCAGGACCUCGGGGAGCGGGACGCCCUGUGUCGGCCGGGGGGCUGCUACGCCGUCUACUUCCAGCGCAAGACCUUCCUGGACGCCUGGAGGAGCUGCAGGGACCGGGGCGGCAACCUGGCCACCGUGAAGCGGCCCGAGGAGGCGGCGCUGAUCCACGAGCUCUUCUCGGGCCUGGAGCCCCGCGCGGCCGCCCGGGCCCGGGCCCGCAUCUGGAUCGGGCUCCAGCGCCAGCCACGCCAGUGCUCGGCCACCCGGCCCCUGCGCGGCUUCACCUGGAUCACGGGCGACCAGGACACCCAGUACACCCACUGGCUGCGCGAGGACUCGCCCAGCACCUGCGCCGCGCCCCGCUGCGUGGUCAUGACCCACAGCCAGGACCCCCGAGACCGCCAGGACAACCUCAAGUGGCAGGACGGCUCGUGCACGCUGCCCGUGGACGGCUACCUGUGCCGCUACGCCUACAGGGGCAUGUGCCCGCCCCUGGAGAGCGAGGGGGGCGGCCCCGUGCUCUACUCCACCCCCUUCCACCUGGUCAGCGCCCUGCUGAGCCACGUGCCCUUCGGCUCGGUGGCCAGCGUGCCCUGCCCGGAGGGCACCAGGGGGGACCAGUCGGCCCUGUGCCUGCAGCGGGAGGACGGGGGCACGGGCUGGAGCAGGGAGGCGCCCUUCUGCUCCGACGCCCCCCGGGACUGGUGCCGGCGCGACAACGGCGGCUGCCAGCACCUCUGCCGGGCCGCGGACGCCCACUACUACUGCGAGUGCCUGGAGGGCUACGAGCUGGGCGCCGACGGGCAGAGCUGCGGGCCGGCGGACGCCUGCCGGGGGGACCCCUGCGAGUUCGAGUGCCACGCCGCCGGCGGGGGCUUCCUCUGCGCCUGCCCCGAGGGGUACCUUUUCGGCUGGGCCCCCGAGCUCCCCGGCUGGCCCACGGACACCCCACCUCUGGACUGGCCCACAGACACCCCACCUCCUGAGUGGCCCACUGACACCCCGCACCCUGACCUGCCCACAGACACCCCACUUCUGGACUGGCCCACAGACACCCCACCUCUGGACUGGCCCACAGACACCCCGCACCCCGACCUGCCCACUGACACCCCACUUCUGGACUGGCCCACAGACACCCCACCCCCCCACUGGCCCACAGACACCCCACACCCCGACCUGCCCACUGACACCCCACUUCUGGACUGGCCCACAGACACCCCAGCUCUGGACUGGCCCACAGACACCCCACACCCCGACCGGCCCACAGACACCCCACCCCCCCACUGGCCCACAGACACCCCACCUCUGGACUGGCCCACAGACACCCCAGCUCUGGACUGGCUGACCUACCAGCCCGGCCUGGUGUGGGUACCCCCUGAUUUCGGCUGGGAGACCGACACGCCCCCCGAGGGGCUGACCACGACCCACCCGGAGAAUCGGGGUCGCCCCACCUCCGGACGGGCGGCCCCCCCUGACCCCACGCCCGACCGGUGGCGAACGGGAAGGAUAGGGGAGGUCCCGCCCUCCACGCCCCCCGCGGCCGCCUCCGAGCACCAGGGCGCCCCCUCUCCAGGCACCCCAGGGGCCACGGCGGCGGCGGCGGGUUCGGGGGGCAGAGCCUCACCCGAAGACGAAGAGGGGGGCACCUCCGGCUGGCACAGCCCUCCCUCCCCCCCUUCGACAGCCGGCCCCCCCGGCACCCCUACACCCCCCGCGCCGGGCAGCGAGGCGCCCCCCGGCGGCACCUCCAGGCAGCGCCGGGACAACAGCUGGCUGCUGGUGGCCCUGCUGGUGCCCCUGUCCAUCUUCGUGGUGGUGAUGGUGGCGCUGGGCAUCGUGUACUGCACCCGCUGCGCCGUGCGCCCGCGCAGCAAGAGCGUGGCCGACUGCUACCGCUGGAUCACCAGCUCCGCCGGCAAGCAGGGCGUCUAGGCCGCCGCCCCCGGCACCCCGGCCCGCCCCGGGACCCCGGGACACCGCGAGAGCGCUUGCUGGGGGGGGGGGACCCGCACUGCGAGCCGGGCCGCACCCAGAACCGAACUAUCCGGGCGCGCAGUCCCCUCGCCCCUUCAGCCGCCGACCGAUCACCCACAGAGACGCUCUGAGACAGCACCCCGCCGGGCUCGGAUCGGAUCGGACCGGACCGGACCGGAGGGGCUGCGCUAUUCCUCUGCAGGAGGCCGAAGACGGGCCGUGGGAAUGGUGUGUGUGUGUGUGUGGAGCUGGAGGGGGGAAGGGGGGGUCUACAUUUCUGUCCCUGGUGCUGUUUAUUUUUUCUUUCAAACUGCGCCGGUGGGGGGGGAGUCCUCUCUCUCUCUCUCUCAUUAUUUUUUUUCCCCUCAGCUGCCGCUGAAACAGCUCGGCUCAGUCGCGAAAAUGGAAAAUGAAAGAAAAAAGAAAGUCUUCUCCGGCGCUGACACGUCCCAAAACAACCUCCGAGAGGCCGUUUUUAGACACACUGUGUAUGUAUCAUCUAGGAAUGUUGUGCUUUAUAGAGCCUUAUAGAAAAGUCGGGAAUAUUCGGUAAUCCCUUCCCCCCUAAACGGCUCGGGAUUUGCGAGCUCUUGAACCGCUUCGCCGGACUGUCAGGGUCUGCUGAAGCGAUCCCGCUGGCGUGUCGUUUCACAUCCGGAAAUUUGCGCCCUGGAUGCCCACCGGGGGUACCGGGGCACCAGAAUCGCCUGGCGCCCCCCCUCACCGUCCCCGACACCAGCCCGCUGGCGGACGUCUCGCCCCCGGCCUGGCCGCUCCAGCAGGCGGUGAGAUCAUCGCGCUGGAACGACUCGGCCCGCCGGCGGCGCGUCCCCGCUCCCCGGGCGGCGAUGACGAGCAGGACGGGGUGCGCGCAUCGCAGCCAGCCAGCGCGCCGCCCGCCGCUGGGGUAGAGCGCACGCCAGUGUACCUGGUGAGUGAUAGGCUGAAAUGUCUGCAUAUCCCUAUAUAUACACGAGUGUGUGAGUUUCUGUACGUGUGUUCUUUAUCCCUCGGUCCCAGUGGACUUUCAAUGGACAAAUACAGGAGUAUGUAUAUAUUGCAUUUUGGGGACACAUCAGAAAUGUCCACUUCUUUUCCAAUGACAUAUUACUCAUCGAUGCGCCUGCACGUCCUCGGAAUCCAGUGUGGAGUAACAGCUUGGGGGUGAGGGGACCCCCGGUGCAGCACCCCCAGGCCGCAACCAGCCCCCCUCAACCGAGGUCGCCACCCCCCCCUCAGUUAUUAACCGUCCUGCUUGGGGAUGACGUCACAAGCCGGUCCGGCACCCAGAAGGGCCUGAGGACGAAGGGGUGAGCCUUUCCAGCCCACCCUACAGCUUUCACUGGGGAGCCUGAAGCAAGGGCGCCCCCUGGCCGCUCGGAGUGAGAACUGCAGCCGGGCGAUCUGCCUGCUUUUCCUCCAGCACGGACUCAGACGAAGGGAAAGAGACUCUAGUCGCCCGUGUGUCUGUGGACUCUUGCUGAAACCCGACCUGGGUUGGCCGCCGAUUCCCCCCUGUCACUGUAUCUGAAAAUGUGGGCUUGUAAAUUAAACGGGUUUAUAACGGGUCUUACUGUCCUGGUCUCGCCGCUGGGUCGGUGUCGGGGUUUUUUAAGAACCGUUGCAGUCGGGAAACUGCGAAAGAGAGGUCUCGCCCG